This is a messenger RNA of Condylura cristata (star-nosed mole), 1770 nucleotides long. It is a transcript of the gene WARS1, whose product is annotated as tryptophanyl-tRNA synthetase. Gene Ontology annotation, cellular component: cytoplasm. The record is from RefSeq and is a predicted model, not a curated record. Gene Ontology annotation, biological process: tryptophanyl-tRNA aminoacylation. Gene Ontology annotation, molecular function: tryptophan-tRNA ligase activity; ATP binding. NCBI's taxonomy places the organism in Eukaryota, Metazoa, Chordata, Mammalia, Eulipotyphla, Talpidae. The transcript has 12 exons. Bases 415 to 1770 code for a protein of 451 amino acids.
GGACGGCGUUUCCACGGACGCCGAGGAGGCUGAACGGGCGGUGCUGACAGAUCCGGCGGGGCUAGAGGUUUCACUGGUCUCCACCCAGCCCACCUCUGAUUGGACGUUCUCCUCCAGGGUGUUGGUCAAGCGGCUUUAGUGCUUCUGAGAAACUGGGUGAUUUAUAAGAAACGCCUAGGUGCAAGUAAUGCAACGGAAAGCAAUAUAGGAAACCAAAAAGGAAGAGCCUUUCCUAAAAAGGAAACUGAAAGAAAAAGGGAAAGGGUAUUAAAGACCCUGGCCGCACAGGGCAAUCUGAGUUACUCACUGCCAGCGUGGUCAGCGGCCAGCCGUGUCUCCAGGACCUGUGUCGCCGGGCCCACGGAGCACAUCUUCGGGCGGAAACCCUAGUCACCAGCCCCGAGGUUCCAGAAAAUGACAAGCGUGGACGGCAAGCAGGCCGGCUCCCCGCUGGAGCUGUUCAACAGCAUCGCCUCCCAAGGGGACGUGGUGAGGUCCCUCAAAGCCACGAACGCGUCACAGGAGGAAAUUGACUCUGCAGUGAAAAUGCUGUUAUCGUUGAAAACAAGCUACAAAGCCGCCACAGGGGAGGAGUACAAAGCCGACUGCCCUCCGGGGCAGCCGGCAAAUGCAGGGGACAGCCCUGGGGACGAAGAGGAUUUUGUGGACCCGUGGACGGUGCAGACCAGCAGCGCAAAGGGCAUUGACUAUGACAAGCUCAUUGUUCGGUUCGGAAGCAGUAAAAUCGACAAGGAGCUGAUAAACCGAAUAGAGCGAGCCACUGGCCAGAAACCCCACCGCUUCCUGCGCAGAGGCAUCUUCUUCUCACACAGAGACAUGAGUCAAGUUCUCGAUGCCUAUGAAAACAAGAAGCCGUUUUACCUGUACACGGGCAGGGGUCCCUCCUCCGAAGCCAUGCACCUCGGCCACCUCAUCCCGUUCAUUUUCACCAAGUGGCUGCAGGAUGUGUUCAACGUGCCGCUGGUCAUCCAGAUGACGGACGACGAGAAGUACCUGUGGAAGGACCUGACCCUGGACCAGUCCUACGGCUACGCCGUCGAGAACGCCAAGGACAUCAUCGCCUGCGGCUUUGACAUCAACAAGACUUUCAUCUUCUCGGACCUGGACUACAUGGGGUCGAGCUCGGGCUUCUACAGGAACGUGGUGAAGAUCCAGAAGCACGUCACCUUCAACCAAGUGAAGGGCAUUUUCGGCUUCACGGACAGCGACUGCAUCGGGAAGAUCAGCUUUCCUGCCAUCCAGGCGGCGCCCUCCUUCAGCAACUCGUUCCCGCAGAUCUUCCGGGACAGGACGGACAUCCAGUGCCUUAUCCCUUGUGCCAUCGACCAGGACCCUUACUUCAGGAUGACCAGGGACGUGGCCCCCAGGAUCGGCUACCCCAAGCCAGCGCUGCUGCACUCCACCUUCUUCCCCGCGCUGCAGGGCGCGCAGACCAAAAUGAGCGCCAGCGACCCCAACUCCUCCAUCUUCCUCACGGACACGGCCAAGCAGAUCAAGACCAAGCUUGGAGGGCGCAGGGGGGUGGGAGGCCGCCGCGCCCUCCAGCGGCGCCACCCUCUGCUCUGCUUCGAGACGUCGCGGGUGUUUUUCAUGUGCUGGGAACCAGCAAAGCCCCUGCGCAGGGUCCAGCCAGGCCUUCACAGACCCGGCGGGGAGCACCCCGUCCUGGAGACAGCUCUGGGAGGGGCCCAGACCCCAGAGCACCCCUCCUCCUCCAGCCACAGGCCCGCUGCAGCUGCUGCUGGUUGA